CAAAGAAAAUAACAAAUUGUGAUACAAAACGUCGUUAGUGAUUGAACGAAGACUAUGAUCAAAUUGAAUAUUUAAACUUUUAGCAACCAUAAGUACUGUGAAUAUGAUAUGAAAUUACUGAGUGUAUACCAUGUGGAAUAUUAUCUGGAUAUCAACGGUUUACUAUCAUUGUAACUACAUUCGUCAGAGAUGAAAUAUCAAUAGAGAGUCACAGUCACCUUGACCGUCGUCGAUGGACGUGCCCCUUUUUCCAGCGCCGCCAACCCUCGAGGGUGCACCGUCGUCUCUUAGUGAUACAGUAGAUGUCGCGAGGCCUGCACGUGUUCCGUCGGCCACGGUCGCGUGUCCACGUGAACGAAAUGCGCCGAAAAGCCGAGCCACGUCCAGGGCCCACAGGAUACGACGAUCGGCGCGCAGAAAUCUGGUGCACCCGAGGCCCAAUGAACAGUUUCGGCAACGGGUCACCGAGUUCCGUAUAACGAUGACGGAACGGGACCGAAACGACGAGGACGAUGACGAUGUGGUGUGCGCGAUCGACACGCCUACAACAGUUUCGGAAGAACUUUCUCCCGAACAUAAACCGGUGGUGGAGAUAAAAAAAUCUGUGAAAUCAAUAGCUGUCCAAACUAUAAUCGGUCUACCAUUACGACUGAGGCUGUUGCCGUCUGUCAAAGAUAUCGUCGAGGAUGACAACGUAAAUUCCGCCGAUGCGAAAAAAUCUUUGAAAAUAUGGAAGCAUAUCAGAUUUUUAGGAAGACUGUCGCUUUCGUUAUUCGGAUUGACGUGGUUGCUCACCAUUUGGGCGAUCGUCGGCGCGGUUGUGUUCUGCGCGAUCGAGGGGCCACGCGAGCGUGAGCAAGUCGUCACGCUGAAACACAUGCAGAAAAGUCUUGCUGUCGGUUUGGCAACGGAACUGAGACAAAUACGAACCGAGAAGGAGGAGGACGUCGAGCCCCUGUGGGCUGACAAGGUACAUGAAUACGUAGCGAAACACGAAGAAGUCCUACUGAUGGCCGUUAGCGCUGGAUACGGCGAGAAUGGAAACAGUGGACAACUUUGGACAUUUCCCGGCUGUAUACUCUUCUCUAUCUCGCUUCUCACUACACUAGGUUUCGGUGCCCCGGUUCCACGCACCACAGCCGGCCGGAUAAUAACUGUUAUUUUCGCAGCGAUCGGUAUACCUGCGCAUUUUCUUCUAGUCAUGAAUUUUGGUCUGAUACUGGCUUUACGGUUGCAGAGAUAUGCUAUAUCCAGAAUACACACUGACUACAACGAAGAGGAGAGGAAAUAUUUGGCACCGGUACCAAAAUGGGUGAAAGUGGUACCCUUCGUUUGUGUAGCCACUUAUUACCUGUUGGGAAUUCUGGGCUUCGGAGUAGCCAGAUCCAGGCCAUUUGCAGCGAGUGUUCUAUUUCCUCUAGAUUUUACAACUGCCGGAGGUCUAUCAACCAUAAUGGGUUACGUACGGAUACUGUACGGUCUUUAUCUAGAAGGUGCAGUUGCAAUUACAGCCGUUGCCGUUGCUGUGUUGCGUGUCUCAGCCACACAGAACUUAACUCAUAUCGGUCUAAAAUACGGUUUACUGAUCGAAGCUUAACUAUAUUUGUAUCAUAUUAAUUCUUCUGUUAAC
Molecule: messenger RNA, 1630 nt
Organism: Dufourea novaeangliae
Lineage: Eukaryota; Metazoa; Arthropoda; Insecta; Hymenoptera; Halictidae
Product: TWiK family of potassium channels protein 7-like
Exons: 6
Coding region: 233-1597 (454 amino acids)
Biological process (GO): potassium ion transmembrane transport; stabilization of membrane potential
Cellular component (GO): membrane
Molecular function (GO): potassium ion leak channel activity
Source: RefSeq, a predicted model, not a curated record